Myotis lucifugus (little brown bat) is the source of this 1549-nucleotide messenger RNA. Its product is annotated as semaphorin-4F-like. The transcript is spliced from 7 exons. Lineage: Eukaryota; Metazoa; Chordata; Mammalia; Chiroptera; Vespertilionidae. Bases 1 to 1389 code for a protein of 462 amino acids. The record is from RefSeq and is a predicted model, not a curated record. Gene Ontology annotation, molecular function: chemorepellent activity; semaphorin receptor binding. Gene Ontology annotation, biological process: neural crest cell migration; semaphorin-plexin signaling pathway; positive regulation of cell migration.
AUGUUAGCUAAGUCAUGGGUUGACCUGCUGGUACAGGCAGUUGUAGCUGUGUUGGAAAUGGUUAACUGCCAUAGCAGGGAGGGGGCUGCCAUCUCGGCUGUCUGUGCCUUCCGACCACAAGACAUUCGGACAGUGCUGAAUGGUCCCUUCAGAGAGCUGAAACAUGACUGCAACAGGGGACAGCCUGUCAUGGAUAAUGAUGUACCCCAGCCCAGACCUGGAGAGUGCAUCGCUAAUAACAUAAAACUCCAGCAGUUUGGCUCCUCACUCUCCCUGCCUGACCGUGUGCUCACCUUCAUCCGGGAUCACCCCCUCAUGGACAGGCCAGUGCUUCCAGCUGAUGGCCACUCCCUGCUGGUCACUACAGAUACAGUCUAUCUCAGAGUUGUGGCCCACAGGGUGGCCAGCCUCUCAGGGAAAGAGUAUGAUGUGCUCUACCUGGGGACAGAGGAUGGACACCUCCACAGAGCUGUGCGGAUUGGAGCCAAGCUCAGCGUCCUUGAGGAUCUGGCCUUAUUCCCAGAGCCACAGCCAGUUGAGAAUAUGAAAUUGUAUCAAAGCUGGCUCCUGGUUGGCUCCCAUACUGAGGUAACACAAGUGAACACAACCAACUGUGGACGUCUCCAGAGCUGCUCAGAGUGCAUCCUGGCCCAAGACCCUGUCUGUGCCUGGAGCUUUCAGCUAGAUGCGUGUGUGGCCCAUGCUGACGAGCAUGGAGGGCUGGUCCAAGACAUAGAAUCAGCGGAUGUCUCUUCUUUGUGUCCUAAAGAGCCUGGAGAACACCCAGUAGUGUUUGAAGUUCCGGUGGCUACAGCUGCGCAUGUGGUAUUGCCAUGUUCCCCAAGCUCAGCCUGGGCAUCCUGUGUGUGGCACCAGCCCAGUGGAGUGACUGCUUUUACCCCCCGGAGGGAUGGGCUAGAGGUGGUGGUAACCCCAGGGGCCAUGGGUGCUUAUGCUUGUGAAUGUCAGGAGGGCGGGGCAGCCCGAGUGGUAGCGGCUUAUAGCUUGGUAUGGGGCAGCCAUCAGGGCCCCUCAAGCCGGGCCCACACUGUGGCGGCUGGACUGGCUGGCUUCUUUUUGGGGGUUCUUGCAGCAUCCCUGACUCUCCUCCUGAUUGGUCGACGUCAGCAGCUACGGCGACAGAGGGAACUUCUGGCUAGAAACAAGGUGGGCUUGGACCUGGGGGCGCCGCCAUCUGGGACCACAAGCUACAGCCAGGAUCCUCCCUCUCCCUCUCCUGAAGAUGAGCGGCUGCCCCUGGCUCUAGGCAAGAGGGGCAGUGGCUUUGGUGGCUUCCCUCCACCUUUUCUGCUUGAUCCUUGCCCGAGCCCAGCCCAUAUUCGGUUAACUGGGGCUCCUCUGGCCACAUGUGAUGAAACAUCCAUCUAGGGCUGGGUGAGUGACCACUAUUGCAUGACUGGCCAUUGGAAUGGAGUGACCAUUGAGAUGUUGGGCUCACUGGGCCUGGAAAACCAUCAUGGCCUCUGAGUUCUCUUCGGCCUUUGAGUGAUCACUUGACUUCAGUGUCAGCCCUCUCUGGCCUUAGAUG